Messenger RNA from Brassica napus (rape), 5021 nucleotides. Its product is annotated as protein PHLOEM PROTEIN 2-LIKE A10. The record is from RefSeq and is a predicted model, not a curated record. Lineage: Eukaryota; Viridiplantae; Streptophyta; Magnoliopsida; Brassicales; Brassicaceae.
UAUUACUAAAGACUAAAUGGUUGAUUUUUCUUUUGUUUGAAAUUUUCUGAAACAUAAAAUUUACCAAAAUUCUGAUUUUAUAAUUUGAUUCGGAGUCAAUGGAUUUUUCUUUCUGUUUUUGUAGUUUCCUAACCUUGCUGAGUUACACUUGCUAAUAUUAUUUUACUUAAUAAGAUGGCUAAAACAUUUCACCAUUGACAAUUUAUCAUCCAACUUUAAACCCUUCUGAUUUCCACUACUACAUAAGUUGUACCCGACCAGUAAAUAUUUUUUUAUUAAUAUCUAAAAUUUAUUUAAUAUAAUAUUUACUAGUAGGAAAAUUAUUUUUAAUCGUAAACGUGGUGCAAUACACAAAUAUAUGGGAAGCAUGGGUUUGGACUUUUUCUGCAUGUAUGGGGGCACUCCUUGAUAGAAAAAUGCUCUCUUAUGAAAAUUAGAUAAGAACAAGCAUGUGGAGCCAUGUCGGACGUCAAAAGUAUCAAAUGCUUCUAGAACACAAGUGAUACAUAGUUUAAAGUUUAAACAUAUCCUUUUUGGUUGAUCAAGAGAUAAUUUAACAAAAUUAAUUUCAACUAAUACAUGUAAUAUUGCCACAUCGACUUGAACUGCAGUAUAAUUUGAAGUAUUUUGUGGUAGGUGAUUUAUGUUAAAACCUUAGGCUUUCCUGGUCUUACUUUUUCUUAUAUUUAUGAUGUCAUAUAGAUGGAUCCGUAUGGUUUGCUUGCUGUAUACGUUAAAUUAACAAAAUAUGUUACAUAUUUUAUGACUUUGAGAAAUACCUUAUUAUAUAUAAUUAGUAAAGGCGUCAAUUAAGGAAAAUGGUAUAUGAUUCAUCACCAUCCUUAAAAUAUUUGUUAAACUGAAACUUAAAUUAUGCUUCAAAGAUAUUUUACUAUUUUACGCUACUUUCAUUUUCAUUAAGAACAUUCACUAAACAUUUCAUGUUUUCUUAUGCUAUAUGCCACUAACUAGUAGAAGAUCGAUGUAAGACUUAGUAUCAAACACCUCUAAUUCAUCUCAUCAUUAUAUGUUGUUAGUAAAGCUAAUACUAAUAUUCCUGCCUUCCUUUUUGUAAUAAAAGCUUAUGCUAUUUGAUUCCAUGUAAUUUCAUCAUACUAUUAGAGGAAAACUAAAACUUCUUUUUCUUCUGGUUUUAUUCCUGCAUACAGUCGAUUGCCAUUAACGGAGAAUCGUCUGAUGCCACACCUCCUCCACAUGUCCACAUGACAAUCUCACCAUGUAAAUUUGAUUGUUUGUAGAAAAUCAAUCAUUAGAUUGUUUGACACCCUUUUGUUAUAUAUCAAUAAAUAAACAGUUAAUUUCAUGUAUAAAACUAUUUUAAUUUUUUUAUAUUUUUCUCUAAAACAUACAAAAAUUAUAAAAUAUAGAAACACAUAUUCCCAGUUUAUUUAUAUACAAAAUAUAAACGCUUUUCUCUUACUGUAACUAUACACGAAUGAUAUUUUUGCUUUAAAUAUAGAUUUUUCUCUUUCAUAGUAAAAAAUUAAAAUAUAGAAAUAAAUAUUUCCAGUGUACUGUUGUAUAAAGCAGAAAUGAUAUUUAUUUUUUUGUAAUGUAACAGAAAUGAUAUUUCGUACUGUGAAUAUAGAUGAGUGAUAUAUCUUGCUUUAAAUAUAGAAGAAAAUAGUUUAAAGAAAAGUAUAUUACAAAGAAAUGUUGUCUACAAUAGCUUUGAUGAAACUGAAAUAUAUUUAAUUUUCUUUUUCAUAAGAAGAGGAAUCAUUAUGACUGUACAUGAUUCAUUACCGAACCGAAAUAACAGGUUUCUACUUUUAGUAAGAGAUCCAACUUGUCAUCAUCCUCCGUUUUCUCUCUCUCUCUCUGUCUCUUCCAGUUUCUCAAAGUUGCUCCAUUUGUUGAUUCUCUCAUCUUCUUCUUCUUUUAUCUGCUGAUCCUAAGCUUACCUGUCUCCUCUAUUCUCAUCGUUGAGAGUCAAUAACAUAACCUGAGUUACAUCAUCUGUUUUGGGAUCAGAACUGAAUGGACCUUCUUCGAUUAGAAGAUCAAGGUCUCUCUCCACCUCAUAAAAGAAGAAAAUGGCUGAUCUUGAUGGCGGUUUCCUGCGUCUCCGGUUAUGGAGUCUACAAGGUUUAUCAUUCACUAUCUGUCACCACCAAGAGGAAACGUCUUAUAAAGAUCCUCGGAGCUUUCCUCUCUGCAGCCGAGACCAUGACCACUGUCUCAGACGUGAAGAGAUUUCUCAACUCUGAUUCCGACAAUACCCCAGACAGCUUGAAACAGAUCGCUAAGAUCGCCACUUCGAAUGAGUUCACGAGCUCUCUCUCUACGGUUUCUCAGGCUGUAACUGUUGGUGUCUCUCGUGGUAUGUCCAGCUUUGAGUCUACAGGGAUUGGUUCAGAGCCAAGUGUUGUUGAUAGAGUGAUUGAUAAGGCUUUCUCAGAGGAAGGAGGUAGGUUCGUUUCUGUUGUGGUUGGUAGCUUUGCUAAGAAUCUUGUUCUUGGGUUUCGCUCAAAUGAGGUCAAGAAUGAUUCUGAGGAGACACCUCCAUGGGUGAGAUUGCUGUGUGAUGAUAAGUGUAGAGAGCUUUUAGCUGAUUGCAUUGAGAGAUUCACCAGCACAGCAGCGUCUGUGUAUCUCGACAAGACGAUGGAUAUCAACACUUAUGAUCAGAUUUUUGAAGGUUUGACGAAUCCGAAACACCAGGACAGCGUAAAAGACCUUCUUGUUACAGUCUCUAGUGGUGCUCUUCAAACUAUCGUCAGGACCUCUCACGAUGUCUUUACAUCUCCUUCUUCAAGGUCUAAUAUAGAAGAGAUCAAGACAAGGUGUUAGGAACUCUCCUAAUCACUUUUAGUCCUUGUUAGGUAUUCAUCAGCGUCCUUCUUGUUAUAUUAGUCAUAGUUGGAGCUGAAAAGACAAUAUACAUAUUGUGUCUUUGUAUGUACACACACUGAUCAUUCAAUAACAAAAAAAAAGACAUACCGUUUCACAAUUAAAUAGUUUUAUAACUUAUAACCAAUCUAAUGUUCUAUAAUCUAGGCUUUGAGAUGUGGCAUAGACCUAAGCUUAUCACAGCAGUUAUAAACGCAUGCAGUCUAAAUUAUAUACGUCUGAACAACCUGCCGUUUUCUAUACGUAACAAAGAAACAGCAGGAUCAGAGUCACAAUGAGUUCAUAGUCUCGCAUACCUUCUUCUCCUAAUCAUCCACCAAUUCUUCGCUGGAGCUUUCCACUGGUUGUUUACCGGCAGUUUUUGAACUACUGCUCCUUUUGUUGGAAUUGUGAAAAUCCAUGUCCAACUCUAUAUUAUACGAUUAGUAUGAUAUUGUCCACUUUGGCCUAGGAGGCUGGGCCGCAUGGUUUUACUUUUGGUUUCAUUCCCAAAAGACCUCGUACUAUUAGAGUUGGACAUCUCUUUUAUAUCUCUGCUACACACACCUCCCAAUCUUAACUCGAUGGGCUUCGUUCCUACUCCAAGGGUAUUUUGGUCUUCUUGCAGAUUUCUCGUCAACCGCUCUGAUACCAAUUGUUGGAAUUGUGAAAGUCCAACAGUCCAACUCUAUAUUAUCCGAUUAGUAUGAUAUUGUCUACUUUAGGUCUAAAAGGCUGGCCCACAUAGUUUUACUUUUGGUUUUCUUUCCACAUGGUUCUUGCCAUUCAGCUGAUUUCGUGCUCCUUGAUGUUUCUUCUCUGUUGCUAAGCUAUUUUCAUGGUCUUUGACUUGUAAAUGUGUUUGUUUGUGUCGACUUGUAGAUGUGUCUGUUUGUCUCUAUUUCUAACUGUAUGAGCUGAUUUUAGAUGACAUGUUUAUCAAUCUGACAUUUUGUUUUGCCUGUAGAUCAUUCGCUUUAAGGAGUGGAAAUACCUUGGCCUCAUGAACAAUUACAAACUCUGCGCUGAAACAACCGACCUUGAUUCUUUUGAAAGAUAAUCCCUGAAAAAUGUUGCUGCCAUCAUUGCUCAUUCAGUGGUCCACAUCGAUUUGGAUGACGGUUCGAGUGGCACAUGAAUCAUUAUAGAUAGUGGUGGCACGAUAAUAACAUGCGCCCAUGUUGUUAUCGAUGCACACCUACUUGGAAAUAAAGCAUAUUCCCAAUCUGAAAAAGAUAGAAUAUAAAGGAGUAGUUACGAAGAAUCGUUGUUGGUGGAGAGGUAAUUGGUAUGGUUGUUGGUGGAGAACCAUAGAGGAUUGUAUUUGCCUUGAGACUUGAUUCAUUGUUCCAAAUCUUGAAGACGAUAUGUUAUAAGCAUGCAAAUUCUGUGGUGCGUCAGAAUUGAUUUUGUGAACUAUCAUCAAUUAACUCAGGAACUCUUCUGUGAAGAGGUUUGGUUUCUCUAUAGUGUUUACUAGUUAGUUGAGUUUAUUAAUUGAAGCUGUUUUUUGUUGAGUAUGUCAAGUUUCAAUGUGGGUAGGUAGACAUUGCUUUGCUCUGUUUAUAGUUUGCCAAAUACCUCUUGGCUUAGGAAAUGAUUGGGAAAAUUGUCAAGUUAUUAACCACAUCUGAGCCAAAAUUGUGCGAUUAGUGUCUCCUUGGAAGUUCUUCUCUAAGCAAGUUCUUCUUCAUUUAAGCUGUAUCUUUUCUUUUUGACUAUGUCUAUUUGUAUAUUUUGCUUAUUAGGUUUUACUUGUAACGUUAUGAACAAAUCUGUGCAUUUGUUUUGGGAAAUUGGCACACUCCUAUGUGUGUGGAUUGAAAUGAAGCUUUACAUAAUCUGUUUCAAAACCUGUUUAUUCCACUGCUGUCUAAAUUUCAUUCUCUUAGGUUGACUUGAAACAUAACGAUAGAUUGAUAUAUAUGUAUGUUAUUUCUCGUCCAUGGCAUAGUAUUCUUUUCUUCCUGAAUGUUGUUUAUGUUAAAUAAACUUUUUUAUGCUGAUUCUUUAGGUUUCUUGCAGAUUGGAGCUUGAUUUUGCAGACAAUUGGAGUAAAGACUGAUUUUUUGGCGCUUAGAUUGUGUUUAUGUUAGUUGACACUUCAUGUCUCAACGUAUGAUUGUGACUAGUCCGUUUUUGGAAAGAUGUAAAUGAUAUCUUAUGAA